UAAGUGUAUUUACAUAAGACAUAUUUACAUAAAAGACACAUCGACAAGACCGAAGACAAUCGCAUCCCAAAAGGCAAAACUCAGUUCAACAAGCUAAUCCAAUUGGUGUGUAUCGCAGACGGUAAAUCAGUUUAGACAAAAAUGAAACUUCUGUUUGUUUUACUAUCGUUUGUCUUUGCAAUUGUUUUGGCUGAACUAACUGAUACCGACUAUAAGAAGCAAGUGUACAUUUCAAACAGCUUCCUCAGGGCGAUAGAACCAAUACACAGUACUUUGGACAAAUCAGUCAAAAGUUUAAUAUUGUCUGCUAAAUCGAUCACUACGUUGAAUUUACAGUUAGUUGCACCAGAAAUCGCUGAUAUUUAUGAACCGGAGUUACUGGAACAAUACAUAAAAAACGAGAAACAAAUACAGAAUACAAUAAGAAUGGACCAUGGUAAAAAUAGGCACUGUAUCAAUUAUAAAACCACCCUGCGUUUGAUUGGCCUCCAAGAUCCUAUUCCCUCGAACAUAAUUACAGAUUUCAAAGCAUUGGACUUGUCAGCUCUGGGGGCGACUAGAAGGAGUAUAACUGGCCAAUCUUUGAAACGUUUAAUCUCGAAUUUAGAAGAGGGUGAUGUAUCAAUGCAAUUAUUUCGCCCGCUCCAGGCCUGUUAUUUAAUAACGUUGAAUUUAACUCUACCAGACCCAAGAUAUCGAAUAAAAGACGCUGGUAUCGACAAACAAGGUGUUUGUAAAAUUACUGAACAUUUCGGCCGCCCGUUAACAUUCAUGAAGUUCGUAGACGGAUUUUGGCGAGUAGACCAAUCUACUGGCAAAAAAAUACUCAAACUAAUCUGAGAUAAUUGUAGAAAAAUAAUAUUGUUUUCAUAAAUCGCCGUUUUAUUUUGUCGAUGAAUUUACUUUUUUUUAUUUUAUUGACACGUUAAUACACAUUAAGUACAUCCACGUCGAAAUUGUUCAAUCAUAUAGUUUCGAUUUCAAUACAUCAAUUCGUUUUCACUGUACACUUUAUGUAUAAGAUUACAUCUGUUUCGUUACAUAAA
Adelges cooleyi (spruce gall adelgid) is the source of this 1046-nucleotide messenger RNA. RefSeq lists its product as uncharacterized. Bases 142 to 840 code for a protein of 232 amino acids. The record is from RefSeq and is a predicted model, not a curated record. The transcript has 11 exons. Lineage: Eukaryota; Metazoa; Arthropoda; Insecta; Hemiptera; Adelgidae.